This is a messenger RNA of Sphaeroforma arctica JP610, 2018 nucleotides long. Its product is annotated as aspartyl-tRNA synthetase, cytoplasmic. Gene Ontology annotation, molecular function: RNA binding; aspartate-tRNA ligase activity; ATP binding. The record is from RefSeq and is a predicted model, not a curated record. Gene Ontology annotation, cellular component: aminoacyl-tRNA synthetase multienzyme complex; cytoplasm; cytosol. The transcript is spliced from 11 exons. Bases 1 to 1620 code for a protein of 539 amino acids. Lineage: Eukaryota; Ichthyosporea; Ichthyophonida. Gene Ontology annotation, biological process: aspartyl-tRNA aminoacylation.
AUGUCUACAUCUUCCAACGCAUGUGUUUUGUUUGAGCAUCAUUUUUAUAUCUUAUCUUAUCAGGGACCCAGUAAGAAGGACUUGCGAAAGGCCGCACGCGAGGCAGAAAAGGAAGCCAAGAAGCGGGAAACCAUCGCCAAGCACGAGGCCGAGUCUGCGGCGGACCACGCAAACGACUACGCUAAGGACCUCUACGGAUACGAAGCCAUGAAUCAGAGCACAACGCGCGAUCGUGUCAAGUUCACAAAGAUCGGUGGCCUGAACGAGGCAAGCGCAGGUGACACCAUCACCCUGCGCGCACGAGUCCACAAUGUCCGAUCCACUGGAAAACAGGCCUUCGUUAUCCUUAGACAAAGAUACGAUACCAUCCAGGCUGUGUGCGCCGUGAGUGACACCGUGAGUAAGCUGAUGGUCAAAUUCUGUGGCAUUCUCACACGCGAGUCUUUGGUCCGCGUCGAAGCAACCGUGGCUUCGGCCCCUACGCCCAUCUCCAGUUGCUCUCAGAGCGGAUUAGAACUACAGAUUAACAAGCUGUUUGUGGUAUCACACUCCGUGCCUCAGCUGCCGUUCCAGAUCGACGACGCGAGUGCCUCCAAAGCCGAGCUCGAGAAGGAAGACACCAAGUACACGGCUGUGGGACUAGAUAACCGCCUAAACAACCGUGUGAUCGAUCUCAGGACCCCUGCCAACCAGGCUAUCUUCAGAUUACAAAGCGGCGUUUGCGCGCUGUUUAGACAGUACCUGGCCGGUAUGAACUUUGUGGAGAUCCACUCCCCCAAGUUGUUGGGUGCAGCAUCCGAGGGCGGCGCUAACGUAUUCAAGGCAUCCUACUUUGACCGUAGCGCUUAUCUGGCUCAGUCGCCGCAGCUAUUCAAGCAGAUGGCGCUGUGUUCCGAUAUGGAGCGGGUGUUUGAGAUUGGACCCGUUUUCCGUGCGGAGGAUUCCAACACCCACAGACAUUUGACCGAGUUCACUGGGCUGGAUAUGGAGAUGGAGAUCAACGAGCACUACCACGAGGUGUUGGAUAUGCUAGACGGACUCUUCGUCCAUAUCUUCAAGGGCCUGCGUGACCAGUACAAGCACGAGCUGAAGAUUGUGUCUCAGCAGUACCCCUUCGAGGACUUCAAGUUCAUGGAGCCAUCCCUGCGUAUCAACUAUGUGGAGGGUGUGAAGCUUCUGAGAGAAAACGGUGUAGAAAUGGGUGAGGAGGAAGAUCUCACAACUGAAAACGAGAAGUUCCUGGGACGGUUAAUCAAGGAGAAGUAUGACACUGACUUCUACAUGCUCGACAAGUUCCCGUUGGCUGUGCGACCGUUCUACACCAUGCCUGAUGCUCAGGAUAAGAAAUGGAGUAACUCGUACGACAUGUUCAUGCGUGGCGAGGAGAUCCUUUCCGGAGCCCAGCGUAUUCACGACCCCGCAUUCCUCACUGAACGUGCCUCUGAACACGGCAUUGAGCUGUCCACCAUCCAGCCCUACAUUGACUCGUUCAAGUAUGGUGCUCCCCCACACGGUGGAGGUGGUAUCGGUAUGGAACGUGUGCUGAUGCUGUACUUGGCGUUGGGUAACAUCCGCCGCACUUCUCUCUUCCCACGUGAUCCGAAACGUUUGAGUCCUUAAAUGCAAUGGCUUUUGUUGCAGUCAUAGUGUAGUGCGCCGCAUUCUGUGGUUGUGAGUAUGACAAGCUGUUAGUGGGCAACCGAAUUGGAUCUGGGAGGGAAGAUGACACAGCUGUGGAAUGAGGAAGGUAACUGAAAAAGAGGUUGCGUAUCGCUCACAGCCAUGAUAUGGCUCUGGCAACUCUUCAGCGUGUGUCUACAGUAUUCGCUCUGGAGCUCAAGCUGCUGGGAGUUAGUUUGAUGACCAGGUUAGCACAGGUCAUUUGAUUGAGCAUAUGGAGUGAAUGAAGACACUGAAGCAUACAGGGUUUCAUCACUGAUAUGGUACGGAGCAAGGUCACCUGGAACUCGCAAUUGUGAAAAGGUUGUAAACGAAUUAAAUGAGUAUUCUGCGCCACA